UCGAAUGCAGCUUGCAGAAGCAGAGUUGCUCUAUAUCAAGGAGGUAGAGAAGCUGGAUGGUUUUGGACAGGAGAGCUUUGCUGCUAAGGUAUGUCUACACACACACACACACACAUACACACACACACCACCACAUUAUUUUCCAUACUUUAAUACAGAAGUAUUUGUUUCACAGGACAUCUACACCAAUGACAUCUUCCUUGGUGUGUCCUUCAUCGGAGUCUUCGUCAAACACAGGAACGGCAGGUCCAUCAUGCACCACAGGUGGGUCUUCCUCUCACCUCUGACCCCUCGACACCUUUUGCUAUUGGUUAGGUUUGCCUUGCUAAAGGAAAUAAGUAACAUUAACCUCUACUAAACUGUAUGUAUAUGUGUCCCUGUGUGGGUGUGUUUGUUUGUUUGUGGGUGUGCGUGCGUGCGUGCAUGCCUGUGGAUCUGUGCACAUGCAUGGGUGUGUGUGUGUGUGUGGGGUCUGUCUGUGUGUGUGUGUGUGUGUGUGUGUGUGCGUGUGUGUGAGACAGAUGGAAAGACAUUGGUAACAUAGCGCACAACAAGUCGGCCAUCACAGUAGAGAUAACCAGUAAAGACGACACCAUCACGUUUCACACGGUGAGUGUCGUGUCUAACAACGGAACACACAAAGGCCUUCGCACGGGAAACUGAUAAAUAUACACACACACACACUCGGAUACGAUGUGGGGGGAGGAGGUUUCCCUUUUGGAAAAUAUUUGCCAUUUGUAUCACAUUAUACAAUAGAAAUCAUUUCUAAAUGUGCCAGUCAUAAACACCCAAUGUUGUGUGUAACCCUACAAUAAAGAAGCUGAAAUGUUGAUGUUGUGUGUCAUGGUGUGUUGACAUCGUGUACAUGUGUUGUGUGUCGUGGUGUGUGUGUGUGUCCACAGGAUGACAUAGAGCUGUCCAAGUACAUCGCUCGGCUCUUCACGGCCAGACACAAGUUCUACAAACAGAACAAGAUCUGUGCAGAGUGAGUCUUAACAUGAACUUCAAAGUUAUACUGUCAGGUUUCCACAAUGGCGAACGUGCAUAAAGACGGUAGAAUUCAGAUAUGACGUCAUUGCUUUAGCAUUAUCCACUGAGUUUUUAAACUAUGGUUCGCGCAUGGUUCAAUGUGUCAAUAAAUCAGCAUAAUCUACUUUUUUGUUUUUUCAAAUUGCCGGCAUCUUGAAGCAAAAAUUGGGAUCAUGUAUACUCUGCUAAUGACCAUGCAAGAAAAGAGUAAUGGAGAGCAUUGUACAAUAUGGCGAACUUAGCUAAACUAGGAAUUUGUGGUAAGUGCAUGGGGGCCACCAUCUUUAUUAGUGAUGGGUCGUUUGCGAACGAACAGCACUUUUUGAACAGAUCUUUCUUGGUGAACGUCGGGAAGUGAUUCGCAUCGGUGAAAGAGACGUUCGUUUGGCUCCUUGAUUUGCAUAAUGCUACUACUGCUUUUUGAUCUUAUCUGCAGAUAAGUUACAAAAUAAUUCUCUAAGAGGGUGAAUCCUCACUGCAGAAAAAAUUAUUACUGCGCGUCAAUUUGGUCCACGCUGAUUUUUUCAUUUUUUUUUUGCAGGCCAUCUAAUAAUUUAGCCAGGUCAACAUUUAUUUGAAUGCGCAUUUCACGAUCUGACAUAAUGAUAGCCUACCUUUUGGGCUGUACAUUGGAGAUUAGCAAUUUUUUCAUGACUCUAGGUCGAUUUUUAAGCAUUAUGAACGAAGAGCCGUUUGGGAGCCAAAUGCUCUUUUAUGUGAAUGGAGCCAAAUGAGCCAGCUCACCGAAAAGACUCGGAAUGCCCAUCACAAAUCUUUAUGCACCUCUGCUAUUGCUCCUGGAACAAUGCUCCAUCUCUGUACCAUACUGCCUCUAGUGGUCAACAGAUAUCCCUUCAUGUGUAACAAGUAACAUCUCCCUCGCCCCCUUUCUCCAUCUCUCUCCCUUUCUCUCUUUCUCUCCCUCAAUUUGUCUCUCUCUCUCUUUCUCUCUCUCUCUGUCUCUCUCUCCUUAGACCCGCCCACUCCCCUGCACCUAUCAGGAGGCGCCCCACCUGGAACCCCCGCCUCUCUCUGGUACUGUCAAUCACUCAGUCAUGUCUGAUUUGUUUGGCUCCUCUUGCAUGUUAGAUAUUAAUUAGAAAUACAAUAGAUUUUCAAUAGAAGUUCCUUGCUAUCUUUGCUUGCCACCGGUCGAGCUCUGAAGAGUAGAUUGUGUAUUACAGGGUUAGAGUUUUAGUUCAGACUGUAGGAUGAUUUAAAACCCCUCUAUCAGGGCGGCCCUAACCCAGGUGGUGGUGGUGGUGGUGGGUGGUUAGGGCGUUGUUUGAGUGUUGUGUGGCUGUUGUGUGGGCGUUGUUGGGGCGUUGUGUGGGCAUUGUUGGGGCGUUGUGUUUCCGAUGUGACUGACAAUAGAGUCAGUGAUUUCCCUCUCUCCCUCCCUGCUGGUGGGACAAUGAGAGGCUAUAUGUGGCACAAUGGUGGUACAGUCCAAAUCAGACUCUCUGGAGGACCCCAGUCCACUGUGGGAGACCCCUUAGAUCACAGGCUUUAAUUAACCUCUCUCUCUCUCCAUGUCUCCUCUCUCUCUCUCUCUCUCUUCCUCUCCUCUCUCUCUCUCUCUCUCUCUCUCUCUCUCUCUCUCUCUCUCCUCUCUCUCUCUCUCUCUCUCUCUCUCUCUCUCUCCCUCUCUCUCUCUCUGUCUCUCUCUAGCCACGGCCCCAGUCCUGUAUCCUCCAACCAUUGCACUCCCAGUAUGCAGAGCAUUACCAGGACACACAGAGCUCUCAAGGUACUGGACAAAUACACAUUUACAUGACUUUUACAUUUUGGUCAUGUAGGUUACAGUUCAACACGGGACUCAUGUAUGACGCUUAUCUCCUUUAUACUGUAUAACAUUCACUUAUAUCAUCAUCAGUCACAAUCACUGCUCCAUCUGGCUUAUAACCUGAAGUAUUCUUGAUAUGAUUUAACUCAUUCAAGUGUUUACUCCUUCCACGCUUUGUUUUAAUGAAUAAAGCCACUCACAGCUAAAUAGAUGUAUCCAUCUACACAGGAAGUCCUUGUAUGGUCAUAAAGGUCAACCGUUAAAUCAAGCUCACUAUGUAUUUCCCAGCAGUAGUAUGAGUCAAUGUCUAUUUGGGUUUUAACAAUCUCUCAGCCAAUCGGAUCACUUUGUUUGGAGUGCUGAGAAACUGAGUAAUGUGGUGGCGUUCACUCUUUCAUUCUCUCAUUCACCCACUUACUCUGCCCUCUAAUCCAGAGCACUUCAAUCAUGAUCUCUGACACUUUGGAGAAAGGGGGAGAAAACACUGUGUAUGUGUUACCCAGUGUGGGUAACUCUGUGUGGGUGUGUGAUAAUUAUUUGAAGGGUGGCAUCGAUCAUUUGAAAGUGUAUGAAAACAGUAUGUGAAUAUGUGCGUUUGGAUGCUUUCUGUGUGUGUGUGAAUCUGUAAUGCAUUGCUUCUCCUAUGUCUUCCCCCUCCCUUUACAGACAGCAUAUUCCAUGACGACCCCUACUACAAGUCUGAGACCAGUCUGGACCGGUGUCCGGUCGAAUUCGGCUUCCGCAAUGGAACUGUUCCCAACGGCAGCAUGUACAGUAGCCCCAGCCUCAGCUCCCUUAACCACUCCCAAACCUUUGUACAACCUUCGCCCAUCUCCUCUAACCUCAGUAUCCCUGGCAGCGAGCUGAUGCGCCCUGACUACAUCCCUAGUCAUCGCCAUAGUGCCAUCAUCGCCCCUUCCUAUAGGCCCACGCCAGAGUACGAAGCUGUGAUGCGCCAGAAGUGCCACAUGCUCCCCGCCCACCAUGACCUUCACAGCCAAUCACUGAGGAGUCUCAAUAUUAGUAAUGCCUACGCAUAUCGUCAGCCAGAGGCGUUGGUUUAUAGCCAGCCAGAGAUGAGAGAGAGGAGCCCCUAUCCAGGACCAAACCCUUACGCCCCACAGGUCAGCUACAGUAAGCCAGUGAACCCUGCUCCUCACCUGGGCCCCGGAGCCAGUCAGGGCCCCUGUCAGUCUGCAUGUGGAGGAGGAGGAGGGGGUGGGAGCUCCAUCUCUCACACGGUCAGCACGCCUGAACUAGCCAACACCAAACAGGGGGCUACUACAGGGAGCUACGGCGCUACGGCUAACAUGCUGAGGAACCACAUGUCGCGGCCGCCCCCUCCCUACCCGUCCUUCCGACCCGCCACAAGUACCCCGGACCUGGCCAGCCACCGGCACCGCUGCAUGGGCGGCAGCAGCCCUGAGCUGGUCACCCGCAUGGUGCAGCUGUCUGUGAAGACCUUCCAGCCGGACAGCUGUGCCGUGGUGCACCAGUCUCUGCAGGAGGUUAGCGAACCGCUAACGGCGGCUAAGCACCGAUCAGCCCUGGGGAAGAGACACAGCAUGGAAGUGACCAGCAGCAUGAGGGGGGGAGGAGGGGGAGGUAUGGAGGGCAUGGUGGUUCUGAAGGGGAUGGCUGCCCCACUAAACAGGAGGAAUACUCUCAGAGAGCAUGUGAUGCCACCCCAACCUCAGACCCAGCCUCAACUACAACCACCCCAACCCCAAUCUCCACACCAGCCCAAAGAGCUUCCCGUGCAGAGAGCCCCUGAGGCCCCCAUCCCGUCCUCCACGGCGCAGGGGGUGGGCGCAGCCUACCAGCACCAGAAGACACUCUCCAACGCUACCAUGCUGAUCCACAGCAGUGAGAGCGAGGAAGAGGAGGAGGAGGAAGAGGAGAGGCCUGAGCUGGACGUUCAGAUCCCAGGUCUGAAUGAGGACAUUAAUGCCCAGCUCCAGGCCGCCCUUGCCAAGCUCCCCAACAAGCCCCCUCCGGAGUACCCCGGCCCCCAUAGACCAGCCACCAGCGCCCCCCUCCGCUCCCGCGAUCACAGCCACCCUCACCACCACAACCAGGGACACCAGACCCAGGGAACCAAGGACCCAUGCCAAGCCCAGGCCCGGGUGCUGAAAGCUGGGCAGAGUCAAGGCGGUGUAGGGGGUGGUGGUGGUGGUACCCUGACCCGUGGGGAUCAGGCUGGGAUGAAUGGGGCAGUUCUGGGGCCGUCAAUCUCUGAACCAGACCUGACCAGUGUGAAGGAGAGGGUCCGGAAGGAGCCAGUCAAAGAGAGGCCAGUGUCUGAGAUGUUCUCUCUUGAGGAUAGCAUAGUGGAGAGAGAGAUUGCACAGAGGGUAAGAUACACAUUACUCCAAUCUAUUCUAUUAAAUCUAUUAUAUUCUAGAUUCUAUUCUGGUCUGUAGAAAACAAAAAUAUACUGUAUGUCUGUAAUGUGGGGAAAAUGUAUUCUGUAUGAAUCCAUUGUUAUAACAUGGCUUUAGAAAUUGUUACAACAACCGUCACAUAUCCACUUCAUCAAUUCACUUCAUUAAGUCCUCCUCAAUAGUCCAAGGCUUUGAGGAAGUAAACAGUGUAAUGCUGUAUGUGGCCAAUAGAGAGAGGUGCUCAGACCUGUACAGUACAGCAGGUGAGUGAACCGUGCCUAAAAGAAAGAUGUGUUUAAGAUAUGUCUAAAACAUCACCCUUGCUGUAAACAAACAAACAGUUUGGACUUUGUCUAAAGUGUACUUUCCCAGUAAGUGAUUAACACAGUAAUCUGGAGUUCAGCACCUGAGGGUAACAUUAGGUUCCAGUCCUUACAGCUUAUCACCAUUAAUCCAUUAGAUUAUGCUUUGGGGUGGGGGGUUGUUGUGUUGCACUGUUGUUCGCUGUUAAGACAAUAACAUUUGACACAGUACUAAUGUCCAGGUCUGUAGUUAAAACAUGUAAUUGGCCUCAUGCUGUGCUGUGCUGUGCGUGCGCGUGCAUGCGUGUUUGUUUGCAUGUUGAAAGUCCCCAUUCUUUCCACUCAACUUUAAAGCCUCCCUGUCCAGCCACCCUUUACUUUCCAUAUGGCUAUAUGCCCCUAUAUGUUUUCUCCAUUAUACCUAUCCCCCUCUCAUCCGUAAGCCUAUAGCGCCCAUACGUCUACCCACCCCCAUUCUCCCCCACCUGCUCCCCUAUAGAUUUUGGCCAGACCCUAAGGGUUCCCCCCUGACCCCCAAGCUGUUGUUUGGGCUGAUCCAGGAGGGCUGAAGGGGGGAGAGGUGGAGGGGAGAUUAGGAGAAGUAAUCCUGGAGGGAGGGACCAGGCAAUGUGGGCCAUGGGUUUGGUGUCUCAGAGAGAAGAAGGAAAAGAAAGAAAGGAAAAACGAGAGAGAGAGAGAGAGAGAGAGAGAGAGAGAGAGAGAGAGAGAGAGAGAGAGAGAGAGAGAGAGAGGGGGAAAGAGAGAGGGGGAGGAUAGUACGAGAGGAGGGAGUGAAGAGAGGAAAGAAAGAGAGACAGAGAGAGAAGAGAAGCAACAGGUCUAGUCUGUAACGAGCUCAGACAAUGUGGUCAGAUAGAUCAGGGGAGUGAGUCUUCUGUAGGACAAUGUGGUCAGAUAGAUCAGGGGAGUGAGUCUUCUGUAGGAUCCAUAGACAGACAGUCUACAGCUAGCAGAGCAUCAGGUCUACUCCUUCGCCAAGGGCACCCAGGACAGAUCAGCAAAGUUUAGCAACAAACAGAUCUAAUCUACACACUCACCAGGGCGGGUACAGUUCAGUCUUUGCAUCGCUACAGUAACCGUAACCAUGACAGCGGGCUUGUCCUCUUUCCUGAAGACGCUGGAGAGACAGAAGAUGUCGGUGGACUCCAUGAAGAGACCUCUGAUGAUGGCGGCCCUCAACGGGCUCUAUGUAGCCAGGGUGCCUGUACCAGAGAACCCCCGGGAGGAUGGGUCCAAGGCUGCUGAUGAACGGGUAAGACAACACCAACAGGGGAGAGGGGGGCGACACAGUGUCAGAAAGUACCUGAGAUUCCGGGGGUCUGGUUUUCUACUUACUUACUAUAUUUUCUACUUACUAUACUCACCCCAUAGUUCUGUUUUUUGUAUUUUAUUAGGAUCCCCAUUAGCUGUUGCGAAAGCAGCAGCUACUGUUCCUUGGGUAAACCUUCACCUGUGCACAUUAUCAACCACCAUGGCUAGUGUUAUUAACUAACAUAUUGUUGUCCUUUAGCAUUGUUUGGCUGUGUAGGUUAGGCUACAGUAGAGCAGUAUUUCAUGGCUAACACAGCUAGCAGUGGUUGUCGGUCUGCUGCACCAGACCAGACAGUUGAGCUGGGAGGUGUGAAACACAGCCUUUGUCCCAGGCGUUGCUAGGCUAGCGGGGACUAGCAGAGCGCUAAGUGGGCUGUGGAACGUGUGGCAUGACCGUGCUUAUCGCCUCUGGGCCCGCUGCUAUGUCAGGAAUGUGACCCAGGGGGGAGAGAGAGAGAGAGAGACAGACAGACUCCCCCCAGCCCCUGACUGCAUACCCUCUCACUCACAGCCCAGCCACAAUAAGCCCCAGCCCAACAACACAUUCCACUGACUCCGCCACACAUAGAAGACUGUGGGGAUGGAGAAUAGGAAUUCAUAGUGUAGGUAGGGUCAUAUGGGUUGGAAUGUUUUAGGAUGGAUUAUCAAAAAGUUGCAUUAUAGACAUUUUGGAAUUGAGUGAGAGUCCUAUCACUGGCGUGUCACUCUGGAAUUCAACUAAACUCUUUACAUGUCCUUUCAUCCCUCUCAUUUAUUCCCUCUCUUCUAUCUCUCUCCAUCCUGCCCUCACCCUCUCUCUCCAGUGUAAGACCCUAGAGUUUAAGUUGGAGGAGGAGAGGGUCUUCACGGAGUACGAGCAGAUUCCGAAGAAGAGGGCCGACUGCGUGGUCACCACGGCAACGCUGGCCGACAACGGCGAGCGGAACCGGUUCCGUGACGUGGUUCCGUACGAGGAGAACCGGGUGGAGCUGGUUCCCAACAAGGAGAACAACACAGGCUACAUCAAUGCUUCACACAUCAAGGUGGGGUCAGGACACAGAGUCUACUCAAGUAGACUGAUCAGAGUUAACUUAAGUAUAUCCCUUUGCUCUAACUAACUCAAGUAUUGUUUAGUAUGCUGCUGUAACCAAGUGUAAGUGUGGAAAAACCUUUUCACCUAUCCAGUCCUUUUAGAUUAGUGGUCACCUUUGAGGAAGGAAGGAAGGAGGGAGGGAGGGAGGGAGGGAAGGAAGGAAUCAAGGAAGGAAGUAAAUUGGUCCUUUAAAGACUAUUUAUACAUAUUCUCUACAUCUACAAAUUAUAGACUCAAUGGAAUUCCCUGGGAAUGUGGUCCAAACCCCAAACCCUCUUAAAUGAGCUUGAGCUGUUCUCUCACUUUGUGCCCAUGCUCUUAGCUCCUCAGUGUGUGUGAAUGGAAUGCUAACUCAGUGCUGAAUCAUGGCCUAAUAACAUGUAAACCUCUUAUUUCAGUCAUCUGAGGUAGUUGAGGACAAAAGCCCCUGUUUGUUCCUGAACACUGUGUUUAUGGUCACGAGGUGGCCUGAUCACUCAGCUGGUUGCAUUGGGUUGGGAUUUUAUUUUUAGUCAUUUAGCAGAUGCUCUUAUCCAGAGCGACUUACAUGAGCAAUUAGGGUUAAGUUCCUUGCUCAAGGGCACAUCGACAGAUUUUUCACCUAGUCGACUCAGGGAUUAGAACCAGCGACCUUUCGGUUACUGGCACAACGCUCUUGACCACUAAGCUACCUGUGUUGCAUUCAUGGCCAUUACGUAAUGGCACUCCAUUUCCAGCCCCUAGUUAAUAUGGGCUUCCUGAGGUGUUGAGGGUGAAAGUGUAUUGAGGAAUAUACACUACAUUUAUUUUAUUUAUUUAUUUCACCUUUAUUUAACCAGGUAAACCAGUUGAGAACAAGUUAAUGACCAAAUGUAUGUGGACAUCUCAUUCCAAAAUCAUGGGCAUUAAUACAGUCGUAUUAAAAAGUUUGGGCACCCCUGACAAUAUCCAUGAUUUCCAUUUUUAAAUAAUUGGGUGUUUGGAUCAGCAAUUUCAUUUUGAUCUAUCAAAUAACUGAUGGAUACAGUAAUAUUUCAGUAGUGAAAUGAGGUUUAUUGGAUUAACAGAAAAUGUGCAAUAUGCAUCAAAAACGAAAUUAGACAGGUGCAUAAAUUUGGGCACCCCAACAGAAAAAUCACAUAAAUAUUUAGUAGAGCCUCCUUUUGCUAAAAUAACAGCCUCUAGACGCUUCCUAUAGCCUCUAAUGAGUGUCUGGAUUCUGGAUGAAGGUAUUUUGGACCAUUCCUCCUUACAAAACAUCUCCAGUUCAGUUAGGUUUGAUGGUUGCCGAGCAUGGACAGCCCGCUUCAAAUCAUCCCACAGAUUCUCAAUGAUAUUCAGGUCUGGGGACUGGGAUGGCCAUUCCAGAACAUUGUACUUGUUCCUCUGCAUAAAUGCCCGGGUAGAUUUUGAGCAGUGUUUUGGGUCGUUGUCUUGUUGAAAUAUCCAGCCCCGGCGUAACUUCAACUUUGUGACUGAUUCUUCAACAUUAUUCCCAAGAAUCUGCUGAUAUUGAGUGGAAUCCAUGCGACCCUCAACUUAAACAAGAUUCCCAGAACCGGCACUGGCCACACAGCCCCACAACAUGAUGGAACCCCCACCAAAUUUUACUGUGGGUAGCAAGUGUUUUUCUUGGAACGCUGUGUUCUUUUGCCGCCAUGCAUAACGCCCCUUGGGCGCCAUUUGUCGUAUCGCGUCGAAUGCUGGAGCUCAUUGCUGUCAAACAAAGGAGUCCGCUCAUACUGAACCUGGAUCAUAAGUUUUAUUUAUAUCACAAGCUUUCAGCAUGAGUUACAGACUUGCAGGGUCUGGAGAGCAGUGUCCUCGAAUUCUAAUGGCUGCUCUGACUUCUACUUCGUCCUGCAUAUACUUAUAAACAAUGCAAACAGAUGGGUUGCUCCCUCUUCUGGCCAAUCACCAGUCUCCCCUGGGGCGUCACCCCACAACUGGCUACUUUUGACCUAACAUAAACAACAUUCCAUUUCUUCAUGAAAAACAUUUAACAAAGGCAUAAUCCUAAUACACUACAUUUAUGACCAAAUAACUCAAUCUUUGUUUCAUCAGUCCACAGCACCUUAUUCCAAAAUGAAGCUGGCUUGUCCAAAUGUGCGUUUGCAUACCUCAAGCGACUCUGUUUGUGGCGUGUGUGCAGAAAAGGCUUCUUCAGCAUCACUCUCCCGUACAGCUCCUCCUUGUGCAAAGUGCGCUGAAUUGUUGAACGAUGCACAGUGACACCAUCUGCAGCAAGAUGAUGUUGUAGGUCUUUGGAAGUGGUCUGUGGGCUGUUUUUGACCGUUCUCACCAUCCUUCGCCUUUGCCUCUCCGAUAUUUUACUUGGCCUGCCACUUCUGGCCUUAACAAGAACUGUGCCUGUGGUCUUCCAUUUCCUCACUAUGUUCCUCACAGUGGACACUGACAGCUUACAUCUCUGCGAUAGCUUUUUGUAGCCUUCCCCUAAGCCAUAAUGUUGAACAAUCUUUGUUUUCAGGUCAUUUGAGAGUUGUUUUGAGGCCCCCACGUUGCCACUCUUCAGAGGAGAAUCAAAGAGAACAACAACUUGCAAUUGGCCAACUUAAAUACCUUUUAUCAUGAUUGGAUGCACUUGUCUAUGAAGUUCAAGGCUUAAUGAGUUUACCAAACAAUGGUGUGUUCCAAUUAAUCAGUGCUAAGUAGUUACAGGUAUUCAAAUCAACAGAAUGACAAGGGUGCCCAAAUUUUUGCAUAGCCUAUUUUUCACAUCUGAUUUAAUUUCAUACAACUUAAUAUUGCUACACAAAAAAUAUUUGUCUGGACAAUACCCCAGUACUACCCCAGUACUUAGAAAAUGAAUGGCAUGCCACUGUGAUCAUUUUCUGUGACGACAGAGUAAAUGAUUAUGCAGCCUCAGAGGGGUACCCAAACUUUUUCAUACGACUGUAUGGAGUUAGUCCCCCCUUUGCUGCUAUAACAGCCUCCACUCUUCUGGGAUGGCUUUCCAGUAGAUGUUGGAACAUUGCUGCGGGGACUUCCAUUCAGCCACAAGAGCUGUGAGGUCAGGCACUGAUGUUGUGCGAUUGGGCCUGGUCAGUCGGCGUUCCAAUUCAUCCCAAAGGUGUUCGAUGGGGUUGAGGUCAGGGCUCUGUGCAGGCCAGUCAAGUCCUUCCACACCGAUCUCGACAAACCAUUUCUGUAUGGACCUCGCUUUGUGCACGGGGCAUUGUCAUGCUGAAACAGGAAAUGGCCUUCCCCAAACUGUUGCCACAAAGUUUGAAGCACAGAAUCGUCUAUAAUGUCAUUGUAUGCUGUAGCGUUAAGAUUUCCCUGCACUGGAACUAAGGGGCCAAGCCCGAAGCAUGAAAAACAGCCCAAGACCAUUAUUCCUCCUCCACCAAACUUUACAGUUGGCACUAUGCAUUGGGGCAGGUAGCGUUCUCCUGGCAUCCGCCAAAUCCAGAUUAGUUCGUCAGACUGCCAGAUGGUGAAGCGUGAUUCAUCACUCCAGAGAACGCGUUUCCACUGCUCCAGAGUCCAAUGGCGGCGACCUUUACACCAUUCUAGCCGACGCUUGGUUUUGCGCAUGGUGAUCUUAGAGUUGUAUGCGGCUGCUCGGCCAUGGAAACCUAUUUCAUGAAGCUCCCGACGAACAGUUAUUGUGCUGACAUUGCUUUCAGAGGCAGUUUGGAACUCGGUAGCGAGUGUUGCAACCGAGGACAGACAAUUCUUACGCACUUCAGAACUCGCCGGUCCCGUUCUGUGAGCUUGUGUGGCCUACCACUUUGCGGCUGAGCCGUUGUUGCUCCUAGACGUUUCCACUUCACAAUAACAGCACUUACAGUUGACCUGGGCAGCUCUAGCAAGGCAGAAAUUUUAUGAACUGACUUGUUGGAAAGGUGGCAUCCUAUCCACUAAUUGGAAGGGGUGUCAACAUACUUUUGUAUAUACAGUGCAUUCGGAAAGUAUCCACAUUUUGUUACGUUUCAGCCUUAUUCUAAAAUGGAUUAAAUUGUUUUUCCCCUCAUAAAUCUACACACAAUACCCCAUAAUGACAAAGAAAAAACAGGUUUUUAGAUUUUUUUUGCAAACGCAUAAAAUAAAAGAACACGGAAAUAUCACAUUUACAUAAGUAUUCAGACCCUUUACUCAGUACUUUGUUGAAGCACCUUUGGCAGCGAUUACAGCCUCAAGUCUACUUGGGUAUGACGCUACAAGCUUGGCACACCUGUAUUUGGGGAGUUUCUCCAAUUCUUCUCUGCAGAUCCUCUCAAGCUCUGUCAGGUUGGAUGGGGAGCAUCGCUGCACAGCUAUUUUCAGGUCUCCAGAGAUGUUCAAUUGGGUUUAAGUCCAGGCUCUGGCUGGGUCACUCAAGGACAUUCAGAGACUUGUCCCGAAGCCACUCCUGCGUUGUCUUGGCUGUGUGCUUAGGGUCGUUGUCCUGUUGGAAGGUGAACCUUCGCCCCAGUCUGAGGUCCUGAGCGCUCUGGAGCAAGUUUUCAUCAAGGAUCUCGCUGUACUUUGCUCCGUUCAUCAUUCCCUCGAUCCUGACUAGUCUCCCAUUCCCUGCCGCUGAAAAACAUCUCCACAGCAUGAUGCUGCCACCACGAUGCUUCACCAGGUUGGCAGACGUGACGCUUGGCAUUCAGGCCAAAGAGUUCAACCUUGGUUUCAUCAGACUAGUGAAUCUUGUUUCUCAUUGUCUGAGAGUCCUUUAGGUGCCUUCUGGCAAACUCCAAGCGGGCUGUCAUGUGCCUUUUACUGAGGAGUGGCUUUCGUCUGGCCACUCUACCACAAAGGCCUGAUUGGCGGAGUGCUGCAGAGAUGGUUCUCCCAUCUCCACAGAGGAACUCUGGAGCUCUGUCAGAGUGACCAUCGGGUUCUUGGUCACCUCCCUGACCAAGGCCCUUCUCCCCCGAUUGCUCAGUUUGGCCGGGCAGCCAGCUCUAGGAAGAGUCUUGGUGGUUCCAAACUUCUUCCAUUUAGGAAUGAUGGAGGCCACUGUGUUCUUGGGGACAUUACAUGCUGCAGACAUUUUUUGGCACCCUUCUCCAGAUCUGUGCCUCCACACAAUCCUGUCUCGGAUCUCUACAGACAAUUCCUUCGACCCCGUGGCUUGGUUUUUGCUCUGACGUGCACUGUCAACUGUGGGACCUUAUAUAGACAGGUGUGCGCCUUUCGAAAUAAUGUCCAAUCAAUUGAAUUUACCACAAGUGGACUCCAAUGAAGUUGUAGAAACAGCUCAAGAAUGAUCAAUGGAAACAGGAUGCACCUGUGCUCAAUUUCGAGUCUCAUAGCAAAGGAUCUGAAUACUUAUAUAAAUAAGGUUUUUCUGUUUUUUAUUUGUAAUACAUUUGCACAAUUUUCUAUAAAACAGUUUUUGCUUUGUUGUUAUGGAGUAUUGUGUGUGAAUUGAUGAGGAAAAUUUUUUAUUUAAUCAAUUUUAGAAUAAGGCUGUAAGUAACAAAAUGUGGAAAAAGUCAAGGGGUCUGAAUACCACCAAGCCCUAUAUGAACCAUGGCAACAUUGCCCUCCUGUGGUAGACCAGUAUAUUGUACAGCUCUCUUUGUGCUCAAUACACUUUCUGAAAAAUGAAUGUGAAAGGUAUAGUCUGAACUGGUUUGGUUUUUUGUUGUCUGUUUAUGUGCAUGUGUGUGUUUUUCUUUCAGAAGAUGCAUGUGUGAGGGUAUCCCUGUGUGUGUUUAAUGGAUUCUAACCUGUGUGUGUGUGUGUGUGUGUGUGUGUGUGUGUGUGUGUGUGUGUGUGUGUGUGUGUGUGUGUGUGUGUGUGUGUGUGUCCUAUGCAGGUGAUGAUCAGUGGGGAGGAAUGGCACUAUAUCGCCACCCAUGGACCGCUGGCCAACACCUGUGCAGACUUCUGGCAGAUGGUCUGGGAGCAGGGAGUCAACGUCAUCGCCAUGGUUACUGCCGAGGAGGUACACUACACACAUACACACAUACACACACACACACACACACUGGUUAGAACCCAUUAAACACACACAGUAUAAAGAGAAACAUCAGUGGAUUGAAGGCCUUGCCAGGUUUCAGAACAGUGAAUUAUUGAAUGUGUGAAUGUGUGUGAUAUAUUAUUAAUAUGCAGUGAGAACACAGUCAAAACAGAACACAGUGGUGUGUGAAUAAUGAAGGAGCAGAGCUUGGCUGAUGUUUUAUUCCAUACACACUCUGUGACCAGUGUCCUCAGCCCCUCAGAAGUCGUUUUACAUUGUUCUCUAUGUUUCAAAAGGGAGUGAUAUGGCACCAAUAUGUCAUAGUAGAAUUGUGUGUCAGUGUGUUUGUGCCUGCAUGCAUGUGUAUCUGUGUUCCUGCACCUGUGACCAUGUGCGUUUUUCCUUGUCGGUAUGCAUAUGUUUGUAUAUCCACCCCACAUGUACAUUAACCUUACAUUCAACCUCUGUCUGCCUCCCUCUCCUCUCUCUCAGGAGGGUGGUAGGUCUAAGAGCCACCGCUACUGGCCCAAGCUGGGCUCCAAGCACAACUCAGCCACCCACGGCAAAUUCAAGGUGACCACCAAGUUCCGUACGGACUCAGGCUGCUACGCCACCACAGGGUUAAAGGUCAAACACCUGCUGUCGGGCCAGGAGCGCACUGUGUGGCAUCUGCAGUACACAGACUGGCCAGACCACGGCUGCCCCGAAUACGUCCAGGGAUUCCUCUGUAAGUCACACCUAAAGGACUUUAAAUUACUUUAAAAGUCUGUAGAUUCUCUUCAUUGACUUUGUUUAGUUUAUUCCACAAAGAGAAUGGAGUAAAAGGGAGCCCUGUGUAGUGGCCAAAUGCAACACUGCAACUUAGAUGUGAAAACGGAAUAUUGAUUAAUAUGCAUUGUCCCUGACAACUAAAUGAGAGAGAAGUAUGAAUUAAUAGGACUGUUCUGGCCUGAAAUAUGAUUGAUACAGGACUACAUAAAAACCCCUCCCUCCCCCUUCUCCCUCCCAGCUUACCUGGAGGAGAUCCAGUCAGUGAGGAGACACACUAACAGCAUGCUGGACACCUCCAAGAGCCUCAACCCCCCUGUGGUGGUCCACUGUAGCGCUGGGGUGGGCCGCACCGGGGUCGUCAUCCUCACCGAACUAAUGAUCAGCUGCCUGGAGCACAACGAGGUGAGAUUAAUGCUGUCACUGUUACUCUCCAAAAUGUUACACUGUUACAACAGCAUGUAUUGUAUAUCAUCACCUCCAGAUAGUUUGGGAUAUUUGUGUAUGGACGCCUCCCAUAUGGCCUCAAGUAUGGUCCUGAUUUAUAAUGUAAUUGUACUGUACUUAACUUGACUGUGAUUUUUUUUCUCCGCUCUGAUCUAGAGAUAAGUCUAGCGAGAGAGAGAGCGAGAGAAGGCCUAGACAGAUAGCGAGAGCGAGAUCAGCCCUGAGUCUCGCUCGUCGUAUCUCUAUCUCUCGCUAGCUCUAUAUCUAUCCGCUAUCUCUCUCUCUCCUCUCUCUCUCUCUCUCUCUCUCUCGGUCGUCUCAGGAUGGUGGAGGUCCCUAUGAUGGUUGAGUCACCUGAGGCAGCAGAGGAUGCUCAUGGUCCAGACCAUUUCCCAGUACAAGUUUGUUUACCAGGUCCUCAUCCAGUUCCUCAAAAACUCCCGUCUCAUC
Coregonus sp. 'balchen' is the source of this 15469-nucleotide messenger RNA. The record is from the annotation of a GenBank genome assembly. NCBI's taxonomy places the organism in Eukaryota, Metazoa, Chordata, Actinopteri, Salmoniformes, Salmonidae.